Messenger RNA from Didymosphaeria variabile, 1023 nucleotides. RefSeq names its product cytosolic Fe-S cluster assembly factor nbp35 (gene NBP35). Bases 1 to 1023 code for a protein of 340 amino acids. The transcript has 2 exons. The record is from RefSeq and is a predicted model, not a curated record. Gene Ontology annotation, molecular function: 4 iron, 4 sulfur cluster binding; ATP binding; ATP-dependent FeS chaperone activity. Gene Ontology annotation, cellular component: cytosol. Lineage: Eukaryota; Fungi; Ascomycota; Dothideomycetes; Pleosporales; Didymosphaeriaceae. Gene Ontology annotation, biological process: iron-sulfur cluster assembly.
AUGGCGCCCCAUUUCGAAGAGCCAACGCAGGUCGACCCCGAUGCGCCCCUUCAUGUCGCCCCGAAGCUCGUCGCCCCGGAGCCAGAACACUGCCCCGGCCCCGAAUCAGAACAAGCAGGCACAGCAGACAACUGCGCCGGGUGCCCCAACCAAAAAAUCUGCGCCUCCGCCCCGAAAGGACCCGACCCCGACAUCCCCGUCAUAACAGAGCGUCUCUCCUCGGUGCGCCACAAGAUCCUCGUCCUCUCCGGCAAAGGCGGCGUCGGAAAAUCCACCUUCAGCACCAUGCUCUCGCACGCCUUUGCGUCGAACCCGUCUUUAACAGUCGGCCUCAUGGACACGGAUAUCUGCGGGCCGAGCAUACCGAAGAUGAUGGGCGUGGAAGAGGAGACUAUACAUGUGAGCGCGGAGGGGUGGGAGCCCGUGUGGGUGAGCGAGAACCUGGGCGUGAUGUCCGUGCAGUUUAUGCUGCCUAAUCGGGACGACGCGGUGAUCUGGCGGGGCGCGAAGAAGAACGGACUGAUCAAGAAAUUCUUGAUGGAAGUACGGUGGGGGGACAUGGAUGUGCUGGUGGUGGACACGCCACCGGGGACCUCCGACGAGCAUCUUUCUGUCAAUUCUUUUCUCAAGAGCUCGGGUGUCGAUGGCGCGGUGCUGGUUUCUACACCGCAGGAAGUCGCUCUGUUGGAUGUCCGGAAGGAAAUCGACUUCUGUCGCAAGGCGAAGAUACCCAUUUUGGGGAUUGUGGAGAAUAUGUCUGGUUUCGUGUGUCCAGGCUGCAAACACGAGAGUCAGAUUUUCCGCGCGAGUACGGGGGGUGCGAAGCGUUUGGCUGCAGAGGAGAAGAUACCGUUCUUGGGCGCUGUGCCGUUGGAUCCGCGAAUAGGCAUGGCGUGUGACUUUGGAGAGAGCUUCUUGGAUGCGUAUCCUGAGAGCCCGGCGUGUAAAGCGAUACGGCAUGUUGUGCGGAGAGUGGCUGAGGAGAUUGGUAUGCAAGGCGAUGUGUUGGAGGGUGAUGAGUAA